Molecule: messenger RNA, 4488 nt
Organism: Calidris pugnax (ruff)
Lineage: Eukaryota; Metazoa; Chordata; Aves; Charadriiformes; Scolopacidae
Gene: EHBP1
Product: EH domain binding protein 1
Exons: 25
Coding region: 541-4404 (1287 amino acids)
Molecular function (GO): protein binding
Source: RefSeq, a predicted model, not a curated record
GGGCGAUGGUGGUGGCGGCGGCGGCGUGAAGCGCGGCGGGACCCGGGGCGGGCUGCCCGGCUGGGCGUUAGGGCAGAGCGGCGUGUGCCCGGUUGGCGUGUGCCAUGAGGCUCCCGGAGGAGGAGGAGGAGCAGCAGCGGGGGGAGGGCAGCCGCAGGGCGCUGCCGCAGUAAUGGGCAGGCGGCACCGCUGCCUCUCGCCUUGCCGCCCGCUGUCGGUGACCGCCCGUGAGUCCUGCAGCCUCUACAUCAUCUACGGCGUGAGGAAUGAUGAUUCCCUGAGAGAACUUCCUUUCAAUUACCUGUCUGCUCCUAUUGCGUGCUGCUCCGUGCCAGUGAUGAGCCCUUCAGCUAGACUGGGAUUUACCCUGGAGAAGGGAGAGGCGGAAUAUGAAUUGUAGACAUCCCAUCAAGUUCCUCGUGCGCUGUUUCUAUGGUGUUUGUGUAUAAAUCUGCUGGCAUUGAGCACACACACUCUUAAACCCACGUUGGUAUUCACAGAGUUACUGCUGUGUAAGAGGACUGGUGUUUUCUCACCAUCAUGGCUUCGGUUUGGAAAAGACUGCAGCGUGUUGGGAAACACGCAUCCAAGUUCCAGUUUGUGGCCUCUUACCAGGAGCUGAUGGUGGAAUGCACCAAAAAAUGGCAGCCAGAUAAACUAGUGGUGGUUUGGACAAGAAGAAGCCGAAGAAAAUCCUCUAAGGCUCACAGCUGGCAGCCCGGGAUCAAGAAUCCCUACCGUGGGGUGGUGGUGUGGCCCGUCCCUGAAAACGUUGAAAUUACUGUCACGCUCUUUAAGGAUCCCCACGCCGAAGAGUUUGAAGACAAAGAAUGGACAUUUGUCAUAGAGAAUGAAUCUCCUUCUGGACGCAGAAAAGCCCUUGCCACCAGCAGCAUCAACAUGAAGCAAUACGCCAGCCCCAUGCCCACCCAGACUGACGUCAAGUUAAAAUUCAAGCCUUUGUCCAAGAAAGUGGUGUCUGCCACACUACAGUUCUCGUUAUCUUGUAUUUUCCUGAGGGAAGGAAAAGCCACGGAUGAAGACAUGCAAAGCCUGGCUAGUUUGAUGAGUAUGAAACAAGCUGAUAUUGGAAAUCUAGAUGAUUUUGAGGAAGACAACGAAGAAGAUGAAGAAAACAGAGUGAAUCAAGAGGAAAAGGCUGCGAAAAUUACAGAAAUUGUAAACCAGUUGAAUGCUCUGAGCAGCUUAGAUGAAGAUCAAGAUGACUUCGUAAAGCGAGCAAAUAUGCCUUCAGCUAAAUCAGCCAGUUCCUCUGAAGAGCUUAUCAAUAAGCUUAAUUUUCUGGAUGAAGAGGAGCAAGACCUGGCCGACAGUAGCACGAACCCUUUUGGUGACCCUGACACAGCAGAAAUAAAUCCAUUUGGAGACCCUGAUGUAGAAGAACCGGACACUGGAAUGGCUUCGUCUUCAAAGCCAGAAGGAAGUUUCCACACGGACAGUUACAAUCCCUUCAAGGAUGAUGAGCCCCCGGAGUACUUGAACCCCUUCGAGGAGCCGGACGCUGAGCCCGAACCCUUCGUGACCGUGCGAGAUUCUCCUCCCCAACCUGCAAAAAGGAAGAACCUCAGACCGGUGGAUAUGAGCAAAUACCUCUACGCGGAUACCUCCAAACCCGAAGAGGAAGAGCUAGAUGAAUCAAAUCCAUUUUAUGAACCAAAAUCCAGCCCUGCUUUAAUUAAAGUUGCUCCGCUGCAAGAACCAGAAAAGAAGAUGAAAAGGAAGGCUCCCGAACCACCAAACCUCUUGCCGAAGCCGGAGACGGGCGUGAGCGAGAACACGGUGGCCCUUCCCGCGUCGAGGGAGCUUUCUUCUUCUCCUAAGCCAAGCCCAAUACCAAGUCCUGUUUUGGGGAGAAAGCCAAACGCGAGUCAGUCACUGCUUGUGUGGUGCAAAGAAGUUACGAAAAACUACCGGGGAGUGAAAAUCACCAAUUUCACUACGUCGUGGAGAAACGGCUUGUCUUUUUGUGCAAUAUUACAUCACUUUAGACCAGACCUAAUUGACUACAAGUCCCUGAAUCCUCAAGAUAUUAAAGAGAACAACAAAAAGGCGUACGAUGGGUUUGCCAGUUUGGGAAUAUCGCGGUUGCUGGAGCCUUCCGACAUGGUUUUAUUGGCGAUACCCGACAAGCUGACCGUGAUGACCUAUCUCUACCAAAUACGGGCGCACUUCUGCGGCCAGGAGUUGAACGUGGUGCAGAUAGAGGAGAACAGCAGCAAAAGCACCUACAAAGUGGGGAAUUACGAGACGGACCCCAACAGUUCCGUCGACCAGGAGAAGUUCUAUGCAGAGCUGAACGACCUGAAGCGGGAGCCGGAGCUGCAUCCCCCGGACAGCGCUUUGGUGGACUUUGCUUCUCAAGAUGACUCCGUCUUCGUCACCGACAGUGGGGUGGGCGAAUCCGAGAGGGAGCACCAGACUCCCGACGACCACCUGAGCCCCAGCACGGCUUCUCCGUCUUCUCGCAGGACUCGGAGCGACACGGACCCGCAGAAAUCCCAGCAGAGCUCCGGCAGGACUUCUGCCUCCGAAGAGGUUGGGAAGUGCGGCGCUACGGAGGCCGCGCAAGCGCCGCCAGUGCCGGGGAGGAAGAAGUUGCUGGUGGGUGACACUUUGGACCUGAGUGACUUGGCCCACGUCAGCGAUCCAAAAGAGGACACCUCUCCCACCAUCACCUGUGAAGAUAACGACAAGAAGAGACACCAGAGCUCAGACAGCCCUGUUGGUUUCUCUGAGCUAGACAAGCCGGGGUGUGUAGCAUCCGUAGAGAGCACAAGAGCAGAUCCAGGUUCACCUGUCACGAAGCCCAGUUUAUCUCCCACUUCUAAGCUGGGCUACUCCUACAAUAAGGACACAGACCUUGCAAAGAAACCGCACGCUUCUCCGAGGCAAACAGAAUCCGAUUGGGAGGUCGAGGCCAGAUCGGCUGGAAAUCAUGCAGAUCAAACUGCCAAAACAGCCCAGCAACGAAUGUUGUCAAGACAGGAAGAACUUAAAGAACGAGCAAGAGUUCUGCUUGAGCAAGCAAGAAGAGAUGCGGCUUUAAAGGCAGGGAAUAAGCAACUCUCCAAUCCCAUCAUCCCGGCCCGCAAUAAGCAGCUGAACGAUCAGCAAGAUGAAGAGCGGCGUCGGCAGCUGAGAGAGAGAGCUCGUCAGCUAAUAGCAGAAGCUCGAUCUGGAGUGAAGAUGUCAGAACUUCCUAGCUACAGUGAAAUGGCUGCGGAAAAGUUGAAAGAAAGGUCAAAGGCAUCUGGAGAUGAGGAUGAGGAUGAUGAUAAUAUUGAGAUAGAUACUAACGAGGAGGUUCCUGAAUGCUCUGUUACUGGAGGUGGAGAUGAGCUUACUAACCUAGAAAAUGACCUUGAUUCAACGGAACAAAACAGUAAGUUGGUGGAUUUGAAGCUGAAGAAGCUCCUGGAAGCUCAGCCACAGGUGGCAAAUUCACUCUCCGGCGCUGCUCAGAAAGCUGUAACUGAUAGCUCGGAGCAAGACAUUAAGAAUGGAACAGAGGAACAUCGUGCUGAGCGAUUACAAAAAGCGGCGGAACGGUUUAGAAAUCCCGUUGUGUUCAGCAAGGACUCCACCGUCAGAAAAACUCAGCUCCAGUCCUUCAGUCAAUACGUGGAGAGCAGACCAGAGAUGAAAAGGCAGAGAUCAAUACAGGAAGAUACAAAGAGAGGAAAUGAGGAGAAGGCUGCGAUAACUGAGACUCAGAGGAAGCCAUCAGAAGAUGAAGUGCUUAAUAAAGGGUUCAAAGACACCAGUCAGUAUGUUGUAGGAGAAUUGGCAGCACUAGAGAAUGAGCAAAAGCAAAUUGACACCCGUGCCGCGCUGGUGGAGAAGCGCCUUCGCUAUCUCAUGGACACAGGAAGAAACACCGAGGAAGAGGAGGCCAUGAUGCAGGAGUGGUUCAUGCUGGUUAACAAGAAGAACGCCUUAAUCAGACGAAUGAACCAGCUUUCUCUUCUGGAAAAAGAACAUGACCUAGAAAGGCGCUACGAGCUGCUGAACCGGGAGCUGAGAGCAAUGCUUGCCAUUGAAGGUAAGAGCCAUCCUGGCUGCCAGGGGAAGGAAAGUGCUGGCCACCAAAGGCGGCCACCUGAAAGUACCAGCCACAGAGGCUUCUCUGAAGCCCAAAGACGAGACAGUUUAACUGGGAGCCUUUGCUCCAAGUCGCAGCCGUGGCCGCGGUGGCCCCGCGGGGAAGGUUUGGGUGGGGGGGGAGCUCUGCGCGGGCGCGGAGGGGGAGAGCGCACCCCGCGCAGCCCCUCACCGCGCCUCUCUCUCCGCAGGGCCGAGGAAGAGGACGAGCAUUUGGAGAGGACCCUGGAGCAAAACAAAGGCAAGAUGGCCAAGAAGGAAGAGAAGUGCGUCCUCCAGUGAGCGGCCUUUCCCGCAGCGGCGGCUCUUUUCUUCACGUUUUUUUUUAAAAAAAAAACAAAACAAAAAACGCCGACGUGAGACUUC